UUGUCCUUGAGGAAAUUUCUGUUAUUCUUUCUGAUUGAGAAAUGGAAUACGAUUUGCUGCUGCUUCAGAAAACUUUGGUUGUUUUAUUUUGUUUAACUUUGUUUUGGAAGAUCAUCAGGCAUAUGUGGAGUUUCCUAAUUCUAGAAAAAGAUCCUGUGAUAGUACUAGUAACUGGUGCAACAGGGCAAAUAGGAUAUGCUCUUGUUCCAAUGAUCGCCAGGGGAAUCAUGCUAGGUCCUGAUCAACCAGUGAUUCUGCACAUGCUCGACAUUGAACCUGCAGCGGAAUCCCUGAAUGCCUUGAAAAUGGAACUGAUUGAUGCUGCCUUUCCACUUCUCAAAGGUGUUGUUGCUACUACGGAUGUUGUUGAAGCUUGUAAAGGUGUCAAUAUUGCUGUCAUGGUUGGUGGAUUUCGGCGGAAGGAAGGUAUGGAAAGGAAGGAUGUGAUGGCUAAGAAUGUUUCCAUCUACAAGGCUCAAGCUUCAGCUCUUGAGAAGCAUGCUGCUGCAGAUUGUAAGGUUCUAGUGGUUGCCAACCCAGCAAACACCAAUGCACUUAUCUUGAAAGAAUUCGCACCUUCGAUACCAGAAAAGAACAUUACAUGUCUUAUUCGACUCGAUCAUAACAGGGCAUUGGGCCAGAUUGCUGACAAGUUAGAUGUUCAAGUGAGCGAUGUGAAGAAUGUCAUCAUAUGGGGCAAUCACUCUUCGACCCAAUAUCCAGAUGUGAAUCAUGCAACUGUCACCACCAGCAGUGGAGAGAAAUCUGUCAGAGAACUCAUCGCUGAUGAUCAUUGGUUGAGCAGUGAGUUCAUAACGACAGUACAGCAGCGCGGCGCUGCCAUAAUCAAAGCUCGGAAGCUAUCUAGUGCUCUGUCUGCUGCAAGUGCUGCCUGUGAUCAUAUCCAUGAUUGGGUUCUUGGGACUCCCAAGGGAACAUGGGUUUCCAUGGGAGUGUACUCUGAUGGUUCUUAUGGAAUCCAACCAGGCCUCAUUUAUUCUUUCCCUGUUACUUGUGAGAAAGGAAAUUGGUCCAUUGUGAAAGGGCUGAAGAUCAAUGAGUUCUCAAGAGCAAAGAUGGAUACAACAGCAGAGGAGCUCGCUGAGGAGAAAUCAUUGGCUUAUUCAUGCCUCAAUUGAAACUCAACUCAUUAAAUUCCAUAUUCCAGCAAAAAAAAAUAAAAAAUAAUAAUAAGAGGAGGAAUUUGUAAUUUACUUUAAUUUAGUCAAAUAAUAAAAUUGAAUAAGCAUUGCUUC
Molecule: messenger RNA, 1256 nt
Organism: Tripterygium wilfordii
Lineage: Eukaryota; Viridiplantae; Streptophyta; Magnoliopsida; Celastrales; Celastraceae
Product: malate dehydrogenase, cytoplasmic-like
Exons: 7
Coding region: 42-1139 (365 amino acids)
Biological process (GO): tricarboxylic acid cycle; malate metabolic process; oxaloacetate metabolic process
Molecular function (GO): L-malate dehydrogenase (NAD+) activity
Source: RefSeq, a predicted model, not a curated record